UUUUCAGCAGGCAGUAACUUUCAGCCGCCCUACUCCUAAAAGUGUAUAAAUUAUUGCCACUUUACUGUUUUCACAUUAUAAUCACGACGUUUCCCCGAUUUCUUGCCUAUUUUUUGCAACAGUAUUGAAUUUCAAGAAAAGUCGUCUAAAGAAAUUCUCAGUAUCAAGGGUCAGCCAUGUAUAAAGUAUUAUUAAUCUUACUACUCAUUCAGAUAAUAUCUAUCCAUGCAAUUCUUCCAGUAUGUCCAAGAUAUUGCCCACAAAUUCAAUGUGUCCCAGGUUACGCACCCAGGAGGAUUGGUUGCUGCAAUCAAUGUGUGAAAGUUGAAAAUGAGUGCGAAACCAAUUGUGAAGGAAGAAUCUGCCCGAUAAUUGAUUGUAGGGAAGGCUAUGUUCCAGUAAAAUCUGACUGUAGUUGCUGUGAUGUUUGCAAACCAAUCAAAAGUACAUCCUAAUCGUGAUAAUUAUAGUAAAAUAUAUGUGUAAAUGAAGGAAAAUUUAAUAAAGUAUUCAUUUUCUUGCUUGUGAA
Messenger RNA from Parasteatoda tepidariorum (common house spider), 529 nucleotides. The record is from RefSeq and is a predicted model, not a curated record. NCBI's taxonomy places the organism in Eukaryota, Metazoa, Arthropoda, Arachnida, Araneae, Theridiidae.